GAAUAUCAGCCUUGUAACACCAACGCCUGUCCAGAGUUAAAAAAGACAACUCCCUGGACGCCUUGGACCCCAGUCAAUAUUUCAGACAACGGUGGCCACUAUGAACAACGUUUCCGAUACACAUGCAAAGCGCGCUUGCCUGACCCAAAUUUGCUAGAGGUAGGAAGGCAAAGGAUUGAAAUGCGUUACUGUUCCAGCGAUGGCACCAGUGGAUGCUCGACAGAUGGGUUGUCAGGGGAUUUCUUGCGUUCUGGAAGAUACUCUGCUCAUACUAUCAAUGGUGCCUGGUCACCCUGGUCUCCGUGGUCUCAGUGCAGUCGUGACUGCAGUAGAGGUAUACGGAAUCGCAAACGGGUCUGCAGCAAUCCUGAGCCUAAGUAUGGAGGACUUCCUUGCCUCGGCCCAUCUCUAGAGUACCAGGAAUGCAACAUUUUACCUUGUCCAGACAGCUGGUCCGAGUGGUCCGAGUGGUCCAACUGUGACUCGUCUGGCUUCCAGUUCCGUGUUCGUCAGUGCAUCAUUUUGUUUCCCGUGGGCAGCCAGUGCACGGGCAACACCACGGAGAGCCGACCCUGUGCUUUGGACUCCAACUUUAUACCAG
This is a messenger RNA of Eurypyga helias (sunbittern), 601 nucleotides long. Its product is annotated as semaphorin-5A-like. The annotation marks the transcript as partial. The record is from RefSeq and is a predicted model, not a curated record. Lineage: Eukaryota; Metazoa; Chordata; Aves; Eurypygiformes; Eurypygidae. The transcript has 3 exons.